This is a messenger RNA of Sturnus vulgaris (Common starling), 2994 nucleotides long. The record is from RefSeq and is a predicted model, not a curated record. NCBI's taxonomy places the organism in Eukaryota, Metazoa, Chordata, Aves, Passeriformes, Sturnidae.
CUGGGGGUACCAGGGCUGUUGGAGGUACCGUGAUGUCCGGUCGUACCAGGGCUGUCCAGGAGUAUUGUGGUGUCCGUGGGUACCAAGGCUGCGGGUGUACAAGGAGUGUGGGGGCUCCCGGACGGGCUGCCGACCUGACCUGACACCUGCAGUGCCAAGGGACUGUCCAUGUCCCCUCUGCCAGGUUUUGGAGGGACAUGGGGCGGGUGUGGUGUACAGUCUCUGUCGUUCUGUCUCUUCUGCCAGCCCCCCUGGCACUUUGGUCAUCAUCACCACCACCUUUGAGGGGCAGCCCAUGAAAAUCCCAUUCCCGUGAGUUUUGUAGAGCCAGAGCUAGGUAGAGAAGGCUGCUCGCUGUGUCCCAGCGGGAAGAGCAGCUGUGCUCUGGCAGACAUCGCAGUGCCCGUGGGAUCCACUCUGCCCAGGAUCAAUGUCACUGGGGCAGGGCCGUCUGCUCCUCGUGCUGCAGAUGGUACGAGAGCUUGGUGUGUGUACCUGUCCCCCCAGGGAGGACCUGUGGGUGCGAGAGGGGAAGAUCCUCAACCCAGAGAAACUCUUCUUUGACGAGAAGGGCUCUGCUGAUGUCCAGCUGGACUGCAAGGACAGCAUCAUCGCCCCAGGUUUCAUCGAUGUCCAGAUCAAUGGAGGCUUUGGGGUGGACUUCUCUCUGGCUACUGAUGACUUCAAAUCAGGUAUUGACCUGGUCGGUCAGAAAAUCCUCUCCCAUGGAGUGACCUCUUUCUGUCCCACCCUGGUGACCUCUCCUUCAUCUGUGUACCACCAGGUUCUCCCUCAGAUCAGCGUAAGAAACGGUGGAGCCCAUGGAGCAGGAAUCCUGGGUCACUCAGUGGCUAAUCUGUCCCAAGCUGAGGAGGCUGUGCAGCACGGAGCAACCUUCAUCACUCACCUUUUCAAUGCCAUGCUGCCGUUCCACCACCGUGACCCUGGCAUUGUGGGGCUGCUGACAAGUGACAGGAUUCCUGCUGGGCGGAGGGUCUUCUAUGGCAUGAUUUCUGAUGGCAUCCACACCAACCCUGCUGCCCUGCGCAUCGCCCACCGAGCCCACCCCAAAGGGCUGGUGCUGGUGACAGAUGCAAUGGCUGGCAUGGGGCUGGCACCGGGUCGGCACACGCUGGGUCAGCAGGUGGUGGAGAUUGAUGGGCUGAACACCUACAUCGCAGGCACAAAGACCCUGAGUGGCAGCGUGGCGACCAUGGACACCUGUGUGCGACACUUCCAAGAAGCCACAGGCUGCUCAGUAGAGACCGCGUUGGAGGCGGCAUCUCUGCAUCCCGCUCAGCUCCUGGGGAUUGAACAUAAAAAGGGAACACUGAAUUAUGACUCUGAUGCAGAUUUCCUAAUGCUGAAUGACAGCCUGUAUGUGCAAGCCACGUACAUUGCCGGCAAGGAAGUUUGGCGACAGGAUGUGUCAGGCAUGUGAUGCUGAGCUGUCCCAGUGCCCUCCAAGGCUCCCUGGCACUAUGGUUGGCAGCUCUGGCAACCAUCCCACUUCUCUCUUUUGUCCUUCUUUCUCAAUUCCUUCCUGCAACCCCCUUAAAGGAGCCUCAUACCAAAGAGCUGCAUUUUCCAGCUUCCAGUUGCAGCCAUGCCUGCCACGAAUUUGUUGGUGCUCAGUUGGUGACAUGGGGAAAGAAGGCAGCUCUGUGCUGGCAAGGAAUGCCAGUCCUGGAGUGACCUACAGGACUGCAUAGCUGUCCUGCCCCCUGACAGGUGCUCCUAUCACCAGCUGACAGCAGUGAGGAACUGUCCCAGCUUUUGCACAGUUUAUACAGCACACACUAACCUGCUCUACACCUGAGGCAGGCUCAAGCCAUUCCCAUUCCUCUGCCUGCUGUUUGCUUAGCCCCCAGACAGCCAUGACUUGUUAGACAUCAGCUUCCACCAGCUCAGCUCGUAGCUCUUCCCGUCACAAGGUUUCUGUUGUGUCAGCAGAAGCUGAGGAUCACAUUCGGAUCUCCUGACAGCCCUUCUGUCGUCUGUCCUCAGAAAAAGGCUGCCACAGCUCACUGACUCGGUGCCCUUGUGGGGCUGAAUCCUCAGGGCAGACAUCAAACCCAGGAAUACCAAGGCAUUGCUGGUCCUUUGUGCCUUUUCCCUGCAUGGGCAUUGAGUCCAUAGAGCUGGAGAUACGAACAGCGUCCUGCCACAUAAAACAAUGUUCCUUUCACUCCUUUCUCUGUUUGGAUGGGUUCUGCAGGCUCUGUGCCAGCCAUACCAAGAAGAGCCUCGAUGGGUUUGUGCAUUCCUCAGGCCACGGAUGGGGAGCUUUUGCUUUAGGGGAUGUAUCCAAACUGGUAGUGACAGGCUCAUGAGCCCUCAGUCCAGCUCAGGCACUGAGGGAGUGGAAAACUGCAGUGGGAUUCUGGCCUUUCAAGACAGAUAGGUUAGCUCAUUAUUUUAUGCUCAUUAUCUCCUCCAAUACUUGACUGUCAGAUUUUUUCCUGACACUUGGACACUUGUAUGUGAGAACUGAUGCUGAUUUUGACCCUACUCAAGCACUCAGAAUAGGCAUCAAGAUGAAGUCUCAACACAACCUUGGAUAAGGCUCAAACCACUAAGGUGGGUUUUGUAAUGAGGGGAGGGCUCAGACAACAUCUCAGCAAGGGUGGAGAUUGUAAGGCAGACAGAAAUCUGGUUGGGAUUGGCAGAAAUGUACCAAUUUUUCCAGUACCAUUUUAUAAUCUUUAGCAGCAACAUUUGGAAGUGCUUUCCCAGCACUUUAGAGCCCUUCUGUGAGCCUUGGAGAAUUUCUAACAUCAGCUGCCAAUGUCAAGAGAAAUUAUAACCUCCAUGGUUGGAAGCAUUUGAGAGAUACGAAACCAAACCCUGUGCUGUGAUGUGCUGUGCUGCUGCAGUGCUGACCUCAUGGGGAUCUCCUGGCUGUUGUUGGAAACAAUCCAAGGGGGAAAAAUGUGUGUGAAACAAGGUGUCUACCUUUUUAUUUACAAAAUUAAAUAAUCAAAAGAAAAUCUA